Messenger RNA from Drosophila kikkawai, 1343 nucleotides. RefSeq lists its product as uncharacterized. NCBI's taxonomy places the organism in Eukaryota, Metazoa, Arthropoda, Insecta, Diptera, Drosophilidae. The record is from RefSeq and is a predicted model, not a curated record.
CCGGGCUACGGUCACACUGAUCAGCUGAUUCUGCUUAACCGGUUCAACUUACGAUGAGUCACCGACGGGGAAGGCACCAAAACCGCAAAGGAAAUCCAUCCAGGGAUGAUGAUGAUCCCUUCCGUUAUGGAUCAGGCCGUGGCAGUCACCAAGCCAAAAUGCUUGGCCAAAACUUUGACUUUGCUGGCUUUAUUCCGCUUGUAAAAUCAGUAUAUAUAUAUAUGGCGGCGAGGGACUACCACCUCGAGAGACGGUUGCCCUUCUGUGUCUUUCAACAUGCCAUGACUGAAAUCCUUACGGCAAGAAUGUUGGAAGUGGCGCGGCAUCGUUGUUAUGCAAAAUACUAUUACGAAGAUUUCUUUAUACCACUGCCGAUCUAUUUGUACAUUCAGGGAAUCGGAAAGACCAUGAUGCCGGAUGGAACACAAAUAUAUUGGAAUCUACCGGAAGCAGCCACACCCCAAAGGCGCAUCAAGGGGGAGAAGCCGUGUCGUUCCGGGACUUUCGGAAUUCCCACUGCGGCGAACCACAAUGCCUACGAGUGCUACAUAUCCCCAUACAUAACGUCAGAGUAUAUAAAACGACAAGCACUGGUCACCGAUGAAACUGAGGAUCUCAACUGGAAUCCCUUCCCAAAUGGCUGGCUGCCCGCCGAAUGUGAGGUAAAUGAAAACCUUCUUGGGUAUCACCCGCUUGAGAAGUUACAUAUCGAAGGAAUUCGUAAAUGCUCAGGAUGUACGUUUGUGGAUUCUGAUGACACUGGAGGAAUUCUGUGCCACAGUCGUGGAGCUAUGUUAACUUCGUCAAUUGUUGUGGGAAACUCAGGAGUAAAGUGCGUUAAAGCCGUGUUCGAGCACACUGAAAACAUUGCUGCCUUCCUAUUUAAGGAAUAUGAAGAGAAAGAAAAUCUCAAGGCAGUACUUUGGGAGGAACCUUCCACUAUGUAUGCACCAUGUGCUUUGUCAGCUAUCAACGUAAAUCAGGGCAGCUAUUUCGGUUACAAAAGGAAGAGAAAUGCGGCAGCACCAGGUGCAUUUGCACUUUGUAAUGGAAAAUUAAUUGAUGGUUGGCUGGAAACUAUUAAUGAUAAUUUCGAAUACAAGGGAUUGUUUGGAUUGUCGAAAUAUGGAUAUAAUCAUAUGCAAGGCUUAUCAUCUGCAGAUCACCACUAUGGCCAGAGUUGGUUGCUUGACGUUUCUUCUUGGAUUUAUUUUCACAUGAAAAAUAUAAACUAAUUUGUAAUUCACUGUAAUGUAAACAAAUUUCUUUCUUUAUAUUUUUGAAUAUCAUAUCCAUUGUUUCUUUAUCUCAAAUAUAGAUUAUUCCUUAAUCUUAACUCAUAA